This is a messenger RNA of Folsomia candida, 2063 nucleotides long. RefSeq lists its product as uncharacterized. The transcript has 4 exons. NCBI's taxonomy places the organism in Eukaryota, Metazoa, Arthropoda, Collembola, Entomobryomorpha, Isotomidae. The coding region runs from base 890 to 1453 and encodes 187 amino acids. The record is from RefSeq and is a predicted model, not a curated record.
AUACAUUCACUGGAUGGAAGGAUAAAGAGGAGGAUCCACUCCAGAUGUCAUUUCACCUUCUGUCCUUCCCUUCAAGAUCUCCAUUUCACUUUGGUUGCAACCUUAGGAUGAAUCCUAUAACCCAUCCAUCCUGAAAGUCUUUGAACCAGUUCGGUAUUGUUGUAAUACCAGAACCACUGCUGCUGUUGUUGGGUCUUUUUAGUGUCUACUCCACUUUCACAUCUCAAACAAAAACAACUUUUACCAGGAAAUUACCCCAUUUGUGAGCAUUAAAGAAAUCCUGUUCGCCAACAACAGACCCACCAUCAAACAGGGCCUUGCCCACGUAGUGGUCACAGCUAAAGUUGUCUAUAUUGAUUUUUGUUCAUCGCAAAAACUCCGGAAAAGGGCUGUGAUAUACUCACACGCGCAAAUCUAGCGCACUGAAAUACUUGCUCAUCAUAAGAGAAUUAUAUACUCAUGGAGGAAUAAAUAAAACUACAUAUACCCGACAUAUACUAAUUUUUUAGUACUGCUUCAUGCAGCUUAGCCUUAGCGCAAAACUAUACGUAGAAUUUAUUUGUCUGACGCACUGUCUUCCACACCAAAUUCCUAUAUUAGAUUUACAACUCGGAGAGUUAUAUAAUUCAAAGAAUAUAUCGAAUAUCGCACACAAAUCAAUCAAGCCAAUAAACAAGGUCAACUCUCACAAAUGAUCUCUCAUUGCUUUGCUAAAUCCAUUAAUUGGAGUUAAAGCUUUUCAAAAGUCUGAUGGUCACUAUUUUGACCUACAAAGUACACAAAUCUGUGUAGUCAAUCAAGUACUCUAACGAUUUUGUAUCUCUUCUUACGUACAUCAGUGAUUACGCUAUUCAAAUUAAUUCGUACUUGAGGAGGGAUCUUAAGAACCAUGGGGAACGAGGACAGCCCAUUUCGUUAUAAGACUUUUGUAAUAAUCAUCGCCGUGUUGGACAUCAUAUUCGCACUGUUUCUGCUUGGAUUCUACUUGCUUCGGUUAGCCUUUUAUGAAGGUAAUGAUGGAGACAUGACCACUGGGAUAUUCUACAAAUAUGGGCUUAUCAAAGAUACGGAACCUUAUUAUUAUUUCAUCGAGGAAAUGCAAAAAUAUUAUAUGAUUAUCUGGAUCUCCAUUUUCUUUAUUCAAACGGUUCAACUUGUGAUGGCAAUUAUCCUCUUAUUCGGAGCUUGUCAGAGUGGGACUCAAGAUUCACAACGGCGCUGUAAAACUUGGUGCUCGUCGUUGGUUUUCAUAAAGACGACAAUCGGAAUAGAAUUUUUUAUUUUGUGUCAAACUUUUGCAAAAUUUGGAUUUCGAUACCCUGCUCUUGGGUUGUGGACCACAAAGCUAAUUUUCAGACUGUUGGCUGAGAAGGUUGUACGUGCUCAUAUUAAGGAAAUGACAGCAAAUCAGGUUUACUCUUAUGGUGCUAGAAAUAGCUAUCCAUUCUACUAAUUGGGUAAACCAAGCCAACCGAACGUUAAGCACGGACUGAGCCAGUUUGACCGAUAAGCUCAAACAAUAGUUUAUUUAUAGCUGUCAUAUGUGCGUACGUAGGGCUUAUUUUGCCCAUUAAAUUUUUCCCCGUUAUUUAGUUUUACGUAAAAAUUAACAAAGUUAUUACUCUUGUUAAUUAUCAAUUGAUAUUGUUCUCUAGUCAAAACUUUUCUGUAAUUUAAUCGGUUCAUUUUGUUUAAAAGUCGCAAACUCUACUAUCAACUGUAAAGUGUUCAAUCACCUUUCCACUUGUUAGUCUGUUUAUAAAAUCAUAUUGUACCCCAUUUUAUACAUUCACCUAUUAUGAUCUUGUAUAAAGCAUUUUAUAACACAAUAUAAUACCCUCAGAAGAUUUAGAUGUCUUGGACAGUAUUAUGACGUUGAAAAGUUAACCGAGAGACAUGUAUAAGUGACGGGAAUGACUAUGACAGUUAUUUGAUCCUGCUGGUAUUGGAUUGGCAUAAAAACAAAUGUCGAAAAGUAACUACUGGAAUGUAACAGACAUUAUUUAUAAUCCGAAAUUAUAUAAUGAAAUAAAUUGAGUAAAUCAACUAUUAGUCAAUCAAAA